AAACAUCCCCGUGCGUGUUUUGCAGUGGCACACACGGCGUGCGCGGCGUGCUGAGACGCCAGCGCUGCGAUUAAGACUCAUUGUGUUCGUGCCUUGUUUUGCGCGUGCAAACUUAAGAGUUCAAACCCACUGAGAGCAAGCUCUCCUGCAGCCAUACUCAAUGCACAUAUCACUGUCAAGCAUCGGCGGCACGCGCGAGGAGCAGCUCUGCAUCCUCAGCGCGGUGCUGUUGUGGGGAGUCGUGGCAUGGCUUUUCACCGUCCGCGCGGCGCGCAAGACGAAUAACAACAUCACGGCCAACGACAACAACCUCGAAGCGCCGUUGCUCGAAGAAGACGAGCCGAAGCACGCGAUCCGGUCGCGCGUGCGCCUCGCUAGUCGCCAGGCCGCCUACUACGUCCUGGCUAUUUAUUACGCGGUUUGCUUCCUCGUCUAUUCGGUGCGAUUGCUGCGGUCGCGCGGCGAGCAGCGGGCGCGGCUCUACCGCGCGGGCGCGGACCUGCUGCGAUCCGUGGCUUGGCUCGUCGCCGCCAAGGCCGACGCGCAGGAGUGCCGGUCCUCACCAGCGAAACCGAGCCUGGCCGCGGCGGCGUUCGUCGCCUGCUCGGCGCUCGCAGCCCUACGCGAGACGCGCGUCUCCGCGGCGAAGUUUCACCUGUCGGCGCCGUCCCUCUGGGCGCUCUGUGCGCACGCGAUAUUGCUGGUCGUUGCGUUGACGGGCGAUAAGGCAACGCCGCGCGAACGAGCGCCGUCGCCCGAAGAGAAUGCCAUUGAAUUGCAUCAGAUCGUGGGCUUCACGUGGCUCCGCGGACUCUUCGACCGCAAGGCGGUGCUGAAGGACGAGAACCGUGGGCGGCUGUGUGGAAAUCAACCAGUGCGUUCGGAAUCAACGGAGACAACAUCGCGUCGAUGGCGUGGGGCGCCCGAAAUUUGAUUUCCACACAGUCGCGGUCGAGGACCUGCCACAGCAGGUCGAGGGCGACUUGGUCGACACUACUUGGCCGCGGCUCCAGGAGUUACUAGAGAAGCACCCCGAGGCGCGCGGCGGCGACCCGGGACGUUCCAGAACAUUAGCUCUCUUCGGCGUGUUGUGCCGGCUCUGCUGGCCGCAGUUCGUCGCGGCCGGGAUCUGCCGGUUGUUCUACAUCGUGACGGGCUACGCCCAGCCGCUGGGUUUGUAUAUUAUUUUAAGGCGUUUUGGGAGGGAUGAUGCCUUCGGCUGGACAGCGGUCGGGUUGCUGUUCGGCGGACCCCUAUUAAACGCGACGGCGGACGCGCUGCAGAUGUUCCUCCAAAGAAGAGUCGCGACGCGGUGCCGCGGCGCCAUCAUGGUUCUCAUCUACGAUAAAGCGCGACGCGUAGACAUGGCCGCGGCGUCGUUACCACCGGCGGCCGCCGGGCGCGGCCGCCCGCAGAAGAAGGAGUCGGGUGGCGGUGGUAGAGUCGGCGAGGUCGUCGGGUUGAUGAGCGCGGACGUUCAGAAUGCGCUCACGGCGAUAGCGUAUUUUCACUGGGUCUGGGGCCCCGUCAUACAAUUAGUCAUCACGCUUUGCGCUCUUUUCUGGCUCGUUCAUGUGGCAGCCGUCGGCGCGCUCAUCGUCAUUGCGUUAAAUACAGUGCUGAACAAGGGCAUCUUUGGGAGAUUAGCCGCGGCGUCGAAGGAGUUCCUCUCCGCGAGAAACUUCCGCCUCGAGCUCGUGACCGAGAUGUUGCAAGGCUCGCGCAUCAUCAAGAUGCUCGGCUACGAGUCUGGAAUUUUUGACGCCAUUAAGGGUAGGAGAGAAAAGGAGCUCGGCAAGCUCGCCAAGAUCCUCCGGUUACAAGUCGCCGUGGCCACCUUGAUCAAUGCCACGCCGCCGAUCAUGGGAGUCGCGACGUUCGUCGCCAUGUCCUGGCUGCUCGGCAAGCCCAUCGACGCGGCCACGGGCUUCACUACGUUAACUCUACUCGAGAACCUGCGCUUUGUAUUGAUGCAGGCGCCCUCCGCGGCGACCUUCAUAAUCACGGGCUACGUGAGUUUACAAAGAGUCGAAAGUUUUCUGGACGCCCCGGACGUGGACGACAAGCCCUCGGGCGAUGGCGUCAAGCGCGGCGAGGUGCGCGUCGAGGAUGCCGCAUUCCGCUGGGGAGGUACGGCCGACGCGGCCGCGGCGACCGAAGAGAACCCUCUGAUCACCGAAAGCGACCCGAACGAGCGCGGCCUCACGCUGCGCGGCGUCGACCUGCGCAUGGCGCCGGGCACGCUUACGUUGGUGGUUGGUGUCACGGGCGGCGGCAAGUCGUCACUGUUAGCGGCUUUACUCGGCGAGAUACGACGCGUCAAAGGCCGCGUCCGCGUCGGCGGCUCGACGGCGUAUUGCCCACAGCAAGCCUGGUGCCAGAACGCGUCGCUUAAGGAGAAUAUCUGUUUUGGCGAUGCUGGCAAGGACGACGCGCGCUACGGCGCCUGCAUUGAGGCCUGCGCGCUCGGGCCCGACAUCUCGUCAUUCCCUGGUGGUGAUGGGACCGAGGUGGGCGAGCGCGGCGUGACGCUGAGCGGCGGCCAGCAGGCGCGCGUCGCGCUCGCGCGGGCCUUGUAUGCCGACGCGGACGUCUACCUCCUCGACGAUCCGUUGAGUGCGGUCGACGCGCAUGUAGGAGAGCAUCUGUUCGAAUCGGCGAUCUGCGGCCUGGUCGCGCGCGGCAAGACCGUGGUCCUGGCGACGCACCAGGUGUCGCUGGCUUUACCACGGGCGGAUCAGGUCGUGAUCCUGACAACCGACGGCAGCGUCGCCUUCGCCGGCUCUCCUGAUGAGGCCGCCGCCGACGCGGCCGCCGCUACACUACUGGAAGACCUGGCUGACCCCGAGUCAAGUAAGACGGCCGAGGCCCCGAAGGCCGUCGCCAAAUCUGCGCCGAUCGGGCCCCAGGGGAACGCGAACAGUAGACUUGUCGAAGAGGAGAAGCGCCAGAAGGGCGCGCCCUUGCUGAGCAACUUCAAGCUCUACUUGAGCGCGGCCGGCGUCGCGUUCCUCAUCGGGUCGUCGCUGUUCGCGCUGCAGCAACCGACCAAAUACGUGCAAGCGAACAGCCUCACGAACUGGAUCUCGGCCAUGGAGGCCGGCCGCAAGCCGCUGUCGGGCAACGGCCUCACGCUCUACUUGGUGUGGACGGCGGUCUUUUGUGUGCAGACGGCCAUCGCCAUCUCGUUCCAGAACCUCGGGGCGCUACGAGCCUCGCGGACGAUCCACGAAAAACUAUCGUGGGCCGUGCUGCGCAACCCCGUCGCCUGGUUCGACGCCUCGCCGGUGGGCCGCGUGCAGAACCGCUUCGCGACGGACAUCCAGGCCGUCGAUAGGUCCGUGGCGAUGACGACCAUGUUCUUGAUCCGCUCGUUGGUCGCGCCCUGCGUAUCGCUCUUCGCCAUCGGCCGCCAGGUGCCGUGGCUGCUGCCGUGCUUCAUUCCCGUCCUGGCGGUCGCGUUCAACGUCGCGAGGAACUACCUCCUGCUCGCGCGCGACCUCAAACGCAUCGACUCGACCACGAAGUCGCCCGUCUACGCGCUGUUCAACGAGUCGCUGAACGGGCUCCAGACGCUUCGGUCCUUCGACGGCGCCUUCGGACGCUUCGCGCAGCGCUUUGCUGGAUUGGUUGACAGAACAAAUUCGGCGGAACUGCACCUCGCGGCGCUGUCCUACUGGCUCUCCGUGCGCCUCAACGCGUUGGGGUCGACGGUGGCCGGCAGCACGGCCCUGGCGUUGUAUGCUCAGUCGCUGGCCAACGAGGACAAGUUAUCUCCGCCCGAAGCUGGUUUAGUCUUGACCUACGCGGUUUCCUUUACGGCGGCGAUCAUCGGGCUGAUGCGGACCUACACCGAACUCGAGCUGUCGAUGAACGCCGUCGAGCGCAUCGCCGUACUGUUCUGCGUCCUUUGACAACUUGCGCGCGUCGACUCGCUGCGAUGGCGUACCGGUGGAGAAGACGCCAUCCCCCCCUCGCCAUCGACGCGACCUUCACGGCGAAUUCACGCGCAGGAGUACCUCGAUCUCCCUCCCGAGCCGCCGCUAGAGCUCGAGAGUGACGCGGCGGGCUGGCUGCGGGAAAGACCGGCGGCGGUCGAGUUCCGCGACGUCGUCCUGAGCUACCCGCGGCAGCCCGAACCGGCCCUGCGCGGCCUCACGUUGACGAUCGAGGCCGGAUCGAGCGUCGGCGUCGUGGGCCGUACCGGCGCCGGCAAGUCGACGCUCGUGCAGACAAUUCUACGCCUGUACCCAGUGCAGAGCGGCGCCGUUCUAGUGGACGGCGUCGACGUGGCGAGCGUCGGGCUGAAGACGCUGCGCGGGCGCGUGGCCAUCGUGCCGCAAGCGCCUACCCUGUUCGCCGGGACGAUUCGCUUCAACCUCGACAUGUUCGGGGAGCGCACGGACGAGGAGCUCGAGGCGGCGCUGGAGCUGGCGCGCGGGGGCGGCCUCGCGCCGUCGGGCUCGCUCACAUCCCUGGCUUCACUAUCAGACGGGGCGACCGAAGUUGCCGGCGACGUGCCGGCCAAUCGUGUCGCUUCAUUGGCCUUGGAUUUCGAGCUCAGUGAGUUUGGGGCCAAUUUAUCGGUCGGUGAAAGGCAAUUACUAUGUCUUGCGCGUGCGAUCGCGCGGAAGUCUAGGCUCGUGCUCAUGGACGAGGCGACGGCGAACGUCGACCAGAAGACGGAUCGCCUCGUGCAGCGCGUGCUCAACGGCGGCGCCCUGGGCGGCGCUACUAGGAUUACGAUCGCGCACCGGCUAGGGACGAUCGCGGCCUGCGAUGCCGUGGCGGUCCUCGACGACGGCAAGCUCCGCGAGUACGCGGCACCGUCGACAUUGCUCGCUGACGCCGACUCCAGCUUCUCGGCGCUAUGCGACGCCGCGGGCUCGCGCCAGUCGCUCAUAGAGGCCGCGAGACGCGCGGACGAGCGCCGCGCGAACGGAGGGGCUCCUGUUGUGUGAUAAGUCUAUUCACUAU
Molecule: messenger RNA, 4977 nt
Organism: Pelagomonas calceolata
Lineage: Eukaryota; Pelagophyceae; Pelagomonadales; Pelagomonadaceae
Source: the annotation of a GenBank genome assembly